Molecule: messenger RNA, 186 nt
Organism: Neurospora tetrasperma FGSC 2508
Lineage: Eukaryota; Fungi; Ascomycota; Sordariomycetes; Sordariales; Sordariaceae
Exons: 1
Source: RefSeq, a predicted model, not a curated record
AUAAACCCGGUCCGUAUUGUUUUUAGUUUUAGCGGUAGUACGAUUACUCCUACGCGCGUUAUAUCCGGUAGUAGUAGUACUAUUAUUUCUGCCCGUACGGUCUCCGGUUUUGGUAGUAGCGGUAUUGCCCCUAGCAAUCCUAUGGCUUUUAGCACCCCUAGCCGCCCCGUUAUAAACAAAGAUUAG